Engraulis encrasicolus (European anchovy) is the source of this 3313-nucleotide messenger RNA. RefSeq names its product SE-cephalotoxin-like. The coding region runs from base 131 to 3274 and encodes 1047 amino acids. Lineage: Eukaryota; Metazoa; Chordata; Actinopteri; Clupeiformes; Engraulidae. The transcript has 8 exons. The record is from RefSeq and is a predicted model, not a curated record.
AGAAGAAGAAGGAGAAGGAGAAGGAGAAGGAGAAGGAGAAGGAGAAGAAGAGGAGCUGCACAAACCCAUUACAGCUCACAUAAUCUUAGCCUUCUACACUUGUGGAUUCCACUUCAGCAUUAGCCUGGUCAUGGCUCAUCUGAGGGCCUCCAUCUCCAUGCUGUCCCUCCUGCUGUACUCGGGACUUCUUCUGCAAGCUGGUGCAAGCGACCCAGACGAUGCCCAAAAGGAGGCCAUGGCGGAGCUGAUCGACAAGAUGACUCUGAGUUACGCAGCCGCCGAUUUGAGCUUCACCAAGCUGGCGGACACCGCCAAGACCCUGAUGCACUCCCACAACCACAACUCCCUGAGGAAGGGGCUGGAGGUGUUUGACAGCGUGGCUCAGCUCGUCCCCUUCGUAAACCACUUUGGCCUCCUGGUACGCUGCGCCCACUCCUUCAUGCUUCCCGGCAGCCCCGAGGUGGUGCACCUGCAGAGGCGCUUCACGCAGGUGAAACAGCACCUGGCCACCAUCUCCACACAGGGGGGGCCCUUGUCCAGCUUGAGCCCCUAUGCCAAGGAGGAGCUGUUUCUCAACGCCUGGAUGGCAGCGGCUUUGGGGGGCACCAUUCCACGGCCCUGGCCCUCUGCAGAGGAAGAGCUGAUUCUGAACACCUGGAGCCGUCUGGAGCAGCUAGUGGAGGCCCUGGCCACGGCUGACACCCAGGAGCAGAAGUCCAGAGCGGCAGAGAGCUUCACCUCUUACUACGAGGGCCGGAGCGUGGAGGAUGCCAUCGUUGGCUUCUACAGGCAUGUAGCUCUGGAAGGGCGCGGAGCAAGAAGGGGGGGCGGGACGAGAUCCGGGGAUAAGGAAGGCUAUUGGCUACUGCGGCUCCUGGGGGACCAAUCAGAGGGAGACGUGAGGGUGCUGACGUGGCUGGCGGCACAGGUCACCGGCGCCAUGAUCCGUGCGUCGUUUGUUGGCACGGUCUACGACAGGCUAAAGGGUGGCCGUCUCGGGCACGAGGCGCAACCAGCCACCGACUGCCUUCUGGCGCUAAGCAAACUCAUCCAGACGACAUUGCUGGACUACGCGGACGGCUGCGAGAAGUGGGCCAAGUUGGACGUUGAGAAGAUCGUCACUCAUACCGCUUUCACAGACACCCGUGAGGACAUGGCCACGGCCAUCAAGGCACAUCUGGACAGCAAGUACGACUGGUUCACCUGGAACGUCAUCAUCCAGGACGCCAGUUUGGAGCGCGGCUCCUGGCAAGGGGACUUCAUCGAGGUGGUGGGGUCGUCCCAGACAGUGAUCCUCGUGCCCCGAGACAGUGAGGCGCCGGUGGACGAGGGCAUCCGCGCUAAAGCGCAAAAGAAACUACUGAGCCACACCACCUGCCCUGUGGUGCAGGAGGGUACGGAGCUGGCGAACGCGCUCUCUGCCGACGUCAUGAGCCACGUAGCGUUCGGACACUCCACAACCGACUCCUACACCUACACGACGCUUGGGGACGCGGUGGUGGAGGAGAAGUGCUCCACGGCCUUCCUGUUCAUCACCACGCACACGUACAUCAACACGGUGGUGUUCAAGAGCAUGGCGAGCUACCCCGGCUGCUCGGAGCUGCAGUGUGCGCACGGAUCCUGCCGACAAGCGGCACGUUCGUUGACGGGAUACUGCGUGUGUGAGCCCGGUUUCUAUGGCCACCAGUGUUGGAACAACAUCAGAGAUGAACGCGCAGCCUCAGCCCUGGAGGAGAAAAUAAACUCUCUGGACCAAAACCCUGUGCCGACAAUCACCACGGCUUACUUUCAGCUCCGAGACCAGAGAAGCCACGCAGACGCAAGAGGUAGAUACCAGCAGGCCAAGCUGCACCACCAGGCUCUGAUAGAAAAACUGUCCUUCCUCAGCCAUCAGAACCAGCUGCUGGACAGCGAGCAGAUCUCCGUUGAGGAGUUCCUGUCCAGUGUGGAGGGCGUGAUCCAAUCUCGAGGGGCGUGCGUGUUUCUGCUGUAUCAGUGUGACACCGUGGUGACUGGGGAUGGUCUAGAGCCCGAGUCUGGUCUCCUAGCAACCCUGCGGAACCUGCUCCUGCAUCCAGACCCGUCGCUGCCGCAACUAUCCUUGGAUUCCAUGGCGUGCUCGGAGAGCUACGCGCAGCAAAUCGACCGCUUCAUCACGUUCUUUGGCAACCUCAAGUCAGGGGCGUCGUCAGCCUGCAAAAAGUACUUCAUGUACAUGAACGGCAGCAGUGACGGCGACACUGUGCGGCUUUAUCUGCCUCUCCCCUCGGACCGGGCAGGAGAGUGGCUACCCUGGGGCUCCGGCUGCGGCCCCCUCUCCGCCGCCCACCUCCUCAACCACCACUGUAACUCCAGCUACCACAGCGCUGAGGGGCAGAGCGUCCGGCUGCGCUGUUCCGGAACAUUGAGGCCGUUCCCAGAGACGGUGAGGUGUUCUGGGGGGCGGUGGAGCGCCCUGCCCGUGUGCUACGCGGAGCCCCGCAACGGCGUGACGCGGUGUUGGGCGGUCAACGGGACCACGAUGUGUCAGGUGACCUGUGACAACGGCAGUGUGGAGGUCUUGAACAAGACGGCCACCUACAGGUGUGACAGCCCACCGUGCCCAGCCUUUGAGCCCGUCGGAGUGUGCAAGGUGACCAGGUGCGUCAGCAACAGCUCGUGUGAAGACGGCGAGGUGUGUGGCAAUGACGGCAGGUGUAAAGAUGGCUGCAGGGGUGCCCCCUGUGGACCAAACGCGAUAUGCACCACUGUCAACCACACGGCCAUCUGCACCUGUCUGCCGCCCUGGAGGAAAAGCAGCAACAGCCACUGCAGCUCACCUUCACUACAAUGGACCCAAGUCAAACACGCGCACAACGGCACAGUGAAGACCCCCACGGGGAGGCCGGUGUGUCGGGCUCAGGGCCCCAAUGGGAGCUGGUACUCUGGGUGGCUCUACACAGUGGCCGGGAAGGAGAACUGCAUGAUGGAGUACAAUGACAAGACAAUGAGAGCACCACUCUAUGAGUUGCUGCUGGACCCGUGUGAGGGAGGGGGCUACAUGUGGAUCCCUGGGGGGCCCCACUCAGACUCCAUGUGGACCGGAUAUACUGACAGCACCCCGGGAUCCAUGCUCUUCGUCUGCAAUUGGCAUGGUGAUGCCGUGGACGGUAAGCAGGGCUUUGCGGGGACUCUGGCGCUGACGUCAUCAGGCUACAGAUGCAGCAUCGCCCUGCACCGCGCCACAUACAGCACUCAGGAGUACCUCACACUCGUCAGGAGACAGACCUGCUGAGACACACACACGGACGCACACACACGCACACACACACAC